Messenger RNA from Parascedosporium putredinis, 1890 nucleotides. Lineage: Eukaryota; Fungi; Ascomycota; Sordariomycetes; Microascales; Microascaceae. The record is from the annotation of a GenBank genome assembly.
AUGGCGGCUCGACUUGCAACCCUCGGGCUCCUCGCCGGGAUUGGAGCGGCGAGCUUCAUUCCCGAGCCCCAGGGCGUAACCAAGGUGCUUUCGGAAAAGUAUCCCGGAGCCUCUAUCGAGUAUAAAAGGACUGAGCUGUGUGAGACGACACCCGGUGCCGGAGGCCAGACUUUUGACGCCAACAUGUUCUUCUGGUACUUUGCAGAGGCCAGGAACAACCCCGAGACCGCCCCGACGUCCAUCUACGUCGCCGGCGGGCCGGGCACGUCGUCCUUUGACAACGCCAACAACUUCCCCUGCUUCAUCAACGAGGAUGUCAACAGCACCACCCUCAACGAGUUCUCGUGGAACACCAACGUCAACAUGCUGUACAUUGACCAGCCCGUCGGCGUCGGUUUCUCGUACACCAGCCUCACCGAGGGCACGUAUGACUACCUCACCGAAACGUUUACUCCCCUUGCCGAGGGAGAGGCCGUCCCCGAGACCAACGUGACGUUUGUCCGCGCGACCAAGAGCAAUCCCGAAUACGCCCCCUUGGUGAACACCACCACGACCGCGGCCAAGUACAUGUGGAAGUUUGCUCAAGUCUGGUUCCAAGAGUUCCCCGAGCACCAAACCUCGAGCGAGGAGAUUAGUCUCUGGGGUACUUCGUACGCCGGUUUCUGGGGCCCCGGCUUCUUCUCCUACUUCCUCGAUCAAAACGCCGCCAUCGAGAGCGGUUCCAUCGCCGACAAGAACGACAAGGCCCUCGCCCUCUCCACCCUCGGCCUCGGCAACUCGUGCCUCGACUCCCUCAUCCAGGGCCCCAGCUUCCCCGAAUUCGCCAUGAACAACACCUUUGGCUUCAAGAGCUACUCCGAGGAGACCUACGCCAUGGCCGUGGCCAACAUCACCGCCCCCGAAGUGGGCUGCAACGACCUCAUCGCCGCCUGCAGGAAGGCUGCCGACGCCGAGGACCCCGAGAGCAAGGGGAACAACGAUUCGGUCAACGAGAUUUGCGCCACGGCGAGCCAGGUGUGCUUUGGUGUCGUGCAGGGAGCCUUCACUGCGCUGUCUGGCCGGAGCCCCUUUGAUAUUUCCCUCGUCAACCCCGCCGUCUAUCCUCCCGAGCAGUCCUUCAUGUUCCUGAACCAGCGCUGGGUCCAGGAAGCCCUCGGCGUUCCCCUCAACUUCAGCAUCAGCAACGACAUCAUUACUAGCACCUUCUUCGGCAUAACAGGUGACCCCAUGCGUCGCAGCGUCGCUUCCAUCGAGCACCUCCUUGACAACGGUGUCAGCGUUGCUCUGUACUACGGUGACUUGGACUACCGAUGCAGCUGGUUCGCUGGCGAGGACCUCUCCCUGGCGAUGGACUACCCCGGCGCCGCUGCCUUCCGCAAGGCCGGCUACACACCCAUCCAGACCAACGACACCUACAGCGGUGGCUUCGUUCGCCAGCACGGCAACGUCUCCUUUGCCCGCGUCUUCGACGCCGGCCACGCCGCCGCCUUCUACCAGCCCGAGACCGGCUACCGCAUCUUUGACCGCGCCAUGUCCGGUAAGGACAUCGCCUCCGGCAAGACCGAUGCCGACAGCGACUACAGCUCCGAAGGCCCCAUGUCCGUCCGCGACGUCACCUCCGAGCUCCCCGCCUCGCGCCCCAUCGUAUGCUACACCUUUGAUAUCGGCAUCACCUGCGCCGAGAACCAGAUCCAGGCCUUGGUGGACGGAUCCGCCGUCAUCAAGGACUACGUCGUUGUUGAGCCCACCGCCGAUGCGUCGGCAGGACAAGGCGGCGCUGGUGGUAGCGGCACGGGUGGAGGUUCGGAUACUGGUGCCGCCAGCCGGAACAGCCAGGGCUGGUAUUCCCUUGGCCUGGCUGCCGUAGUGGCGCUCAAGUUCCUUCUUUAA